Messenger RNA from Viridothelium virens, 407 nucleotides. The record is from the annotation of a GenBank genome assembly. Lineage: Eukaryota; Fungi; Ascomycota; Dothideomycetes; Trypetheliales; Trypetheliaceae.
AGUGUUUUUUAAGUUUGGGUAUCCUUUCCACUUUAUUAAAUACUUUUUGUUCUUCUUUUGCAGGAUUUUUUCCACUUUAAACUUAUAUUCUUCCUCUAAUUUAUACCUAAAUGCUUCUGCAUAUAAUAUAUUUUUAUCCGCUAAUUCUAGUAAGGAUAAAUAAAACACUGGGUGGAUUUAAGCGUCCUGCAGAAGGUUUAACUUAUAAUUAACCUUAUUUUUUCUUUCUUUAAUAAUAAAUAGACCAACCUUUAUUAUAUUAAGCUUUUUGCAUAAUCUUUUUAUUUUUAAAUUUUUUAUAAGUAAAUAUACUUUAUCCCCCUCUUUUAGUUAAGGUUUAUUUACUUUUUUAUUGCUUUAAACUAAGCUUUUAUUUCUUUUAUUAAUAUUCUUAGCUAUUUUAUUGU